GACUGACAAUCGACAGUCGUUCACUAUCUGAGUAGUAGUACGCUCGGUGUCACGCUGGACACUUCUCCCUUUUAUACUAUCUAUAUACAUAUAUUUAUAUUAAUCCCAACAAACCCUUUAUUUUCUUCUUCCUUCAGUGUUCUUUGAUACUUUUUUUUUAUUUAAAAUGUCUUUCUCAUUUAAAUCUCAAACAAAUUAAGUAAGUAAGCAACAGUAGAAAAAAAAAAUUAUUGUCAUUUGAAAAAAACGAAGAAAUUUUCAAAUAAAAAAACUAUAAUCAUGAAAAAAAAUUGAGACAGUAAAAAUUCUUCUUACUGCAAGUAUAAAAAAAGUAUUAGAAAAAGAAAGAAAGAGAGAGGGAGGGAGGGAGAGAGAGAGUGCAUGCGUAGAUGUAAAAAAGGGAGAACGAUAUAGGAGAAAGAAGAUAAGAAUUGUUCUCCGAGACACCUGGCGCCAAGUCACCCUCUUAUCGGCCCCACUGUCGUUCACCCUCGACUCGCUGGUCAGAGGGUCAAUCAUCCCUUCUACCUGUCCACAACUCGCACUCUCUUGCAGUUUUGCCGGCGAUCGAUUUCGCAGACUACAAGCAAAACAGCCUUUGAACGCUUUCGAGAGGUAUAUAGGCUCAGAUAAAGAAAAGGCUAAGAAAAAUUUUAAGAAAUUUCAAAAAAGAAAUUUUUUUAUUUAUUUAUUUUGUGAAAAAGAAGUUCAAAAAAGUUCUUCUUUGAAAUUAAUCCCAGUGCCGAUGAGGAACACUUGGCGAAAAAGAUACUAUUAUCUGAAAAAAUUGAACGGUAGAAAAAUCUGCCGUAAAGGAAAACAAUUUAUCAAGAGGGAAAGAAUCGAUUAAAGAUCGAAACUUUUUGGAGGACAAGAAAGAGAGUGAGAGAGAGAGGGAGAGAGGGGAAACAGGAGAACAUUUCCAAAGAGUUCAGUGGAAGCGAGCUCAAGUUUCAGUUUAAUCAAGGGCAACGAGAGCCAUGAACGAGUCUGUUGUGGCUUUUCUGAUGAUGUUGUUAUUAGGGUCAGGUCAAACGUUCCUGACCCAUAGAUCCAUAAGACAAGUUGAGAUCAAUUUAUCCAAAAAUCAAAAUUAUUCCAAUCUCACACCAAAAUCAACAAUAUCAUCAUCAUCAUCAUCAUCGAAUUCUCCAGAGACAACAACAACAACAACACCAAACGAAUAUAUUUGCAUAGAAAUCUCACCAAAUCUUCCGCCUUGCAAUUACAACAAGGUUGAGAAUUCAAUGGUGGAGAAGGAGACUCUUAAACAAAUUCAUGCGAAGAGAAAAAGAGAUAUCCCAAAAUCAUUAAUAGUUUAUAAGAUAGAAGGAUGUAGACCUUCACGGUUACCUUUUCGAUACCCAUAUUGUAAGCCCGAGGAAUCGACAAGUCCAUUUGCAAAAAUACAAAAUUUACGUCCAUUUAAACCAAAAGAAGUUUAUAAAACUGCUCCUCAAGUUUUUCCAAAAAUCAACCACACCGAUUGGUUAGAGCAAAUGAAGCAACUACAAUUAGAACAUCAAAUUAAAACUCAAUUCGAAGACAAGCCUAAUGCCAGUGAGAACAGAAUUAAACAAAGGCAAAUAUUCGAAAAAUAUAAUUCAAACAAAAUUUGGAACAACAUUCAAGAUGGUGCUGAUGACGAAGAAGAAGAAGAAGAAGUCUACAAAGAAAAGAAAAGACUAUCCAAUAUGAAAAAAACAAUACACAAAACACAAAAAAGAAUUGAAGAAGAUAUUCAAGAAGCAAGAGGUCUGGAUCAAGAAUUAGAUAAACUUGUCGCUGAAUUGGAAUUUCCUUAUUCAAGAGCAAUUCCUUUUGAUCCGGAAAAAUUACAAGUUGCAAGAGUAGGAAGUGAAUUUCCUUAUUCAAAAGCAAUACCAUUUGAUGCUGAAAAAUUACAAGUUGCACGAGAAAGAAGUAUCAUUCAUCCAUAUUGGAAGGAUAUUCUCUAUAGAAUGCAAAAUAAUUACCAACUUCCACAUAAUUUCGAUGACUAUUCCGAUGAAUUAUUAUCAUCAUAUGAAAAUAAUUUUCUCUAUCCAAAAAGAAGUCAUCAUUCACGAAAAUUACAAAGUGUACAUAAUAAUUAUAUUAACAAUAAUAAUAAUAAUAAUAAUAUUAAUAAUAAUAAUAAUAAUAAUAUUCAUUCAAAACAAAUUUUGAGCAAUAUUAUUAACGAAGAAAGUACGACUCGAGAAAAAUUAAAUAGACUCAGUAGCGAUAAUUGGGAGAGAGAAAAGAAGACUUUUCUUCAAAAAGAAACUAAUUAUCAUCAAAAACCAAUGAGACUUAGGAAAAAACUGCAACAUCAAUCUCGAUCUUCAUUAAAGGAUAAAGAACAUAAAUUUCAUUAUACAAACAAUAGAAUUGAAGAAAUUGAAUCCAUUGGCGAAGGGAAACCUCAUUAUUUGUCUAGAAAUUUAAGAUUUAUUGAAGAAGGUAGAGAAUUUCCAUAUACAAAAGCAAUUCCAUUUGACGCUGAAAAACUUGCCAUUGCUGCUGCAAGAAAAAGUGAUUUAUCAAAACAAGCAUUUCAUUCAAAAUUAUCGACAAAUUCAAAAGAACAUAUCUCUAGAAAGCCUUUGGCUUUUAACGCUGGCAACAAUUUGUCUCCAUUACUUUUUGUUCCGUACAACAGUAGAAGACCUUCAAUUCAUCAUUCAAAAAAUCAACGAAAAAAAUCAUCUUGAAAAUAUUUUUUUUUUCUAAUUAUCAAUAAAAAUGCAAAGAGUCGGAAAGAAGAUUUUUUUUCCUAAAAAUUUUAAUUCAUUUCUUAGUUCAAAUCUUAAAACUUCAACUUGACAAUUGUUCAAAAUUAAUUACAAUUUUAUGAAAUUAAGAUUUUGAAAAUUAUUUCUUUUACUUUCUACAUUUGUUCCGACUCUUUAAAUCCUCUUUAAGAUUAUCUGAAGAUAUUUGCUGCAAUUAUCUGCAGCAACAUUUUCACAAUUCACAUUCCUUUUUUUGUAUUUUGACUUAAACGUGUAAUAUUCCAUCGCAAAAGACUACCGCACAUAAAAAAUACAAAGAAAAAAAGUUAAAAAAAAAAAGAAAAAAAAAGAAAAUUCAUGAGAGAAAAAUAAAAGAGAUUCUUAUACUUUUGUAGGUGUAAGAUGUAAUUUAUUUUAAAUAGGUCUGCAUCUUUUAAAAUCAGAUUGCAUUGUUGUUUAUUAUAAAAAAUAAUGUGCUGUGGCCUUUGACAUUAAAAAAGCUCGAUUUUAAUUUGCAUGUAUAUCUUCUUCAUUAAUUUAUUUUUUUGUCUCGAUUAUAAAAAGGGGCUGUGCAAGUGACUCAUUUUUUUUUAAAAAAAGGCUGACUUUUUUGUCCUUAUUGUUGCCUUUAUAUUAUUUCGAUGCAAUUUGUACCGAUCUCGACUUUGCACGGAAAAAAAUAUCGGCCGAAAUAGCAAUAUGUAUAAUGUUACAAGUUGCAAUUUUAAUUUAAUUUUCUUGAAAUUCAGAAAAUAUGAAAUAUUUAUCUUCUGAUAAAUGAAAAAUUGAAACUUGUUACAAAAGUAGUUUUUAUAAUUAGUUAUAAUAAAUAAAUAAGUUUUAAUUACAGUAGAAUAGUAAUCGCUUAUCGAACGCAUAAAAAAAUUACAUAAAAUUGACUCAAACCCAUGUAUUUUAUAGCUUAUUUAUAGCUUCUUGCUAUAUAUAAUAGACUCAGUAGUCAAUAUCUCAAAAAAAUGCUAAUAUUUUUUUCUGUGUGCGAUCCGCAUGGAAUAUGUGAUAUUACUUGAACUACGCAUUAAAAUAGUCAAUUUGUGAUCGACCUGUAGUCUUAAAAUUGUGACAGCAGGUGACAAAUAUUCGCCAGCGCAAAAAUCUAAUAGUGAAUUCUAGAAGUAGAUUGUAAAAUGUAUAUCGUUAAUUACGUAUAAAAGUUUCCUGGAACUUUUUUUAAAUUAUAGUUUACAAAUUUGUAAGUAAAAUAUUUGUAUAGGA
This is a messenger RNA of Leptopilina boulardi, 3953 nucleotides long. RefSeq lists its product as uncharacterized. The coding region runs from base 981 to 2696 and encodes 571 amino acids. The transcript has 5 exons. The record is from RefSeq and is a predicted model, not a curated record. NCBI's taxonomy places the organism in Eukaryota, Metazoa, Arthropoda, Insecta, Hymenoptera, Figitidae.